Messenger RNA from Triticum turgidum subsp. durum (durum wheat), 1146 nucleotides. The record is from the annotation of a GenBank genome assembly. NCBI's taxonomy places the organism in Eukaryota, Viridiplantae, Streptophyta, Magnoliopsida, Poales, Poaceae.
AUGGCCGCCACCAAGCGAUCUGCCGCCGCCGUCGACGGCCACGCCAACCGGCCGGGAGCAACCUGCGCCAAGAAGAGGCGCAUCACCGGAACCACCGGGGACUACGAUCACGAGUCCUGCCUGGGCGAGGGCAUGUUCGGCGUCGUCGACAAAAGGCGGCACCGUGCCACCGGCCAAGUCGUCGCCAUCAAGUCCUUCCGCGACCCGCGCAAGAAGGACGCGCCCGCCGACGCCCAGGAGGUGCUGCGGGAGGCCCGCUUCCUCGAGGCGUGCGGCGGCCACCCGCACAUCGUCGGCUUCCGCGGCGUCGUGCGGGACUACGUCACCGACGAGCUCUGCCUCGUCAUGGAGUACGUCCAAGGGCAGAGCCUCCACCGCCUCCUGACGGAGAGGCGCGGCCGCGGCGGGCUCCCGGAGGCCACGGUGCGGGGUUUCAUGUGGCAGCUCCUCUCGGCGGCCACCGAGAUGCACCGGCGCCACGUCGUCCACCGCGACAUCAAGCCGGCCAACAUAAUCGUCGGAGAAGGGGAAGGGACGCUCAAGCUCUGCGACUUCGGGGUCGCCCUGUCCAUGUCGGAGGCGCCGCCGUACCGGCCGGCCGGCACGGGCAAGUACCGAGCCCCCGAGAUGCUGCUAGGAAAGCGGGACUACGACGCCCUGGUGGACUCGUGGUCGCUUGGGUGCGUCAUGGCGGAGACCAUCUCCGGCGAGAGGCUGUUCGACGAGGACAACUCGACCUGCCUUCUCCGAAGGAUCUUUGAAGUGGUCGGAAUGCAGGACGACACAACCUGGCCGGGGUUCACGUCCCUGCCGUUCGCGGACGCGGUGCUGCCGCCACAGUUGCCGACGGUGCAGCGGAGCAGGCUGCGAGAGCUGUUCCCGGAGGAUACGCUGUCCGAGGAGGGGUUUGAGGUCCUGAGCGGCCUGCUCGCCUGCAAUCCCGACAAGCGGCUGACGGCGGCCGCCGCGCUCAAGUUGCCCUGGUUCGCCACCAUGGCUGCGGACGCCCGUCCCCCCGCUUCUCCUCCUGCGGUCGCUGCGAUGACGGUGUCCAUCAAGGUGGAGGAAGUAGAGGUCGCUCCGACAGCGCUACGCAGAAAGAAAGUGACUGCAAAGAAAUAUCUGUCAUUGUUUGUAACAAGAUAG